AGUCGUUCUUGUAGCAAGCGCUUAAAUAACAAAACAAAGACGACCUGCUCUGCGCGCACAAACAGUGUUGCUCAGAGCAAAAGGAGACAAAAGAACUUGACGCCAUGAAUGCCCCUGAUCGCUAUGAGCGAUUCGUCGUCCCUGAAGGCACCAAAAAGGUUUCGUACGAGAGAGAUACGAAAAUUAUCAAUGCUGCGUCGUUCACCGUAGAGAGAGAAGACCACACCAUCGGCAACAUUCUUCGCAUGCAAUUACACAGAGAUGAUAAUGUUCUUUUUGCUGGUUACAAGCUGCCUCACCCUCUCAAGUACAAAAUUAUCGUUAGGAUUCACACGACCAGCCAGUCAUCGCCAAUGCAGGCGUAUAAUCAGGCCAUCAAUGAUCUAGACAAGGAACUUGACCAUCUGAAGAAUGCUUUUGAGGCUGAGCUUGCAAAUCGUCCAGGGCAGUACUAAGCUUGUGUAAAUUCAAAGAACCAUUUGUGGUGGUGGUGGAAGUUGAGGGUCAAGGAGUGAUAUCAGGCUACUAUGUUGCUGGUUGUAAAUUAACUAAGACUUUUACAGAUGUGAUGAACAGAGUGGGGCCAAUGUUUCUUUAGAAACGGCACCCUGAUGUGUUUUCUUUCAAGUAGAUUGCUUAUAAUCACACAGGUAUUUCGUACUCUUGAAUGCCAACGUUGUGCGGAGCCUUGAUUCCUGCAUGCUGUCUUUUCUUCCCUUGAAUGCGAUGCUAUGCCUCAUGUUAACAUGCUAUUGUUUUCUGGCAUCUAAUGUUCAGAUUGGUUAUCUCCUUUCUACUAGCUAAAAUC
Molecule: messenger RNA, 808 nt
Organism: Populus euphratica (Euphrates poplar)
Lineage: Eukaryota; Viridiplantae; Streptophyta; Magnoliopsida; Malpighiales; Salicaceae
Gene: NRPB11
Product: DNA-directed RNA polymerase, RBP11-like protein
Exons: 5
Coding region: 105-455 (116 amino acids)
Biological process (GO): transcription by RNA polymerase II
Cellular component (GO): RNA polymerase II, core complex
Molecular function (GO): protein dimerization activity; DNA binding
Source: RefSeq, a predicted model, not a curated record